This is a messenger RNA of Lampris incognitus (smalleye Pacific opah), 2742 nucleotides long. RefSeq names its product BTG3 associated nuclear protein (gene banp). Gene Ontology annotation, molecular function: DNA binding. Lineage: Eukaryota; Metazoa; Chordata; Actinopteri; Lampriformes; Lampridae. The transcript has 13 exons. The record is from RefSeq and is a predicted model, not a curated record. Gene Ontology annotation, biological process: negative regulation of protein catabolic process; protein localization to nucleus. The coding region runs from base 200 to 1741 and encodes 513 amino acids.
CCUAAAAAAAAAAACAAAAAAAAACAGAAAUAAGCCUUGGCUGCUGUACCAGCACCUGGCCAUCCGUGGCGCGGUGGGCGUCAUCUGGGGAGUGACAGCGCGGGGGCCGCGGAAGCGCGAGGCUUUUCUCUCGCGAGGAACGACGCCGUUAUCGGAAUCCCUACAAACAACACGAGAAUUGCCCCUUCACACGGUGUGAAUGAUGUCUGAGGAAGAUCUGGAUGAAAUUGUGCAAAUAACAGUGGAGGAGUUUGGCCAACAAGACCAGACAGAAAUGAUGGAAAGUAAUGAUAAUGAAGAAAAGCCUCAGAGGAAGCGGAAGAAACUGAACAACAAUCAGGAGAACAGCAACACUUACCAAGAUAUAUGCCUCAUUAAGAACUUGUUGAUCUCCUUCAACUCAUCAAUCUGCCAGCGACUGGAUAACAUUGAGUCUAAGCUGCAGGCAGUGGAGGCCACCUGUAAGGCUCUUGGAUGCAAGUUGGACAGCAUGGUGCCGGGCCCUAAGAACCAGAAUCCUAUCCAGGUGCCCAUGAUAGCAGGAUCACCUCAAGGGGCCACUCAGACUUGGAACAAAGUGCGCUGUGUUGUUCCGCAAACAAAUGUGAUAGUUAGCAGUGAGCGACCAAAGGGGCCAAGCCAAGAGGACACUCCACUGGAAAACUUACUAAGCAAUGCGGUGAAUGCGCGGCGGCAGAACACCAUCUUGGUGAAGGUGCCAGGGCCUGAUGAGAGUCAAGAGGAUCAGGAAAGUGGCUCAGAGGCCAGUGACACUGUCUCCAAUAGUGGCAACGCUAGCAAUACACAAAACGGCCAUAAUGUCACCCUCAUCACUCUCAACUCAGAGGAAGACUACCCAGCAGGCACCUGGUUGGGGGAUGAAAACAACCCAGAAAUGCGUGUGCGUUGCCCAAUAUCACACGCCGAUAUGCUACAUAUCACUACCAAUUGUCGCACAGCAGAGAAGAUGGCUCUGACACUGCUGGACUAUCUUUUCCAUCGGGAGGUCCAAGCCAUGUCUAACCUCUCUGGGCAGGGCAAACAUGGAAAGAAGCAACUAGACCCACUCAUGAUCUAUGGUAUCCGAUGCCACCUAUUCUACAAAUUUGCCAUCACUGAGUCAGACUGGUAUCGCAUCAAGCAGAGCAUUGACUCCAAGUGUCGCACUGCCUGGAGACGCAAGCAGCGUGGCCAGAGCCUGGCUGUUAAGAGCUUCUCGAAACGUGCACCUCGCAGUUCAGACACAGAGGGGGGCGUUGGAGGAGAAACAGCCCAUAUUGAGGCUGCAACCCCACAGACUCUACACUAUGCCUUGGCCAAUCAACAGGUCCAGAUUCACCGUAUUGGCGAAGAUGGACAGGUGCAGGUGAUUCCACAGGGCCAGCUGCACAUCGCCCAGGUGCCACAAGGAGAAGAGGUGCAGAUCACGCAAGACAGCGAGGGAAACCUUCAGAUCCACCAGGUACACGUUGGUCAAGACGGACAGGUGCUGCGAGGGGCUCAGUUAAUAGCGGUGGCAUCUGAUGGGGCAGCCACAGCAGUAGAAGGGUCCUCCCUUCCUCCUGACAUCCAGGUGCAGUACGUCCAACUAGCCCCUGUUGCUGAUCACACUGCUGCAGUACAGACGGCAGAGCUGGCCCCAGCUCUGCAGGGGGACAUGGAGGUAAAGGAGGCCAUCCAGGGAGCCAUCCAGGGAGAGAGUGGGGAGGUGGUCCAGAUCGUCACCUCUGUGGCUACCUGAGAGCCCCGCCUAGCCUGGCUCAGCCCAGAGCCGUGCCCAGCAGCACGGGCGAAAAACAGCGCAAGAACUUGGCAGGUCAACAAAUCAGUACAGUCCACGAAGCCCAGACAGCCGUCGUACCAGCAGGCUUUUAAACACACGCAGAGAGUCCGCGAUCAUAUUCAGAAGAAGAUUCCAGCUGAACGUCUUCGUUCCACAACUGCCCCAUUCACUGGCAGCCAGCUUUGGGAACGUACACAGAGAACUUGAAAAGACCAUGAUGCUCCAGAGUCAACUGUGCUUCUUCUGGUGUUUUGAUUUGCCAGAGGGACAGGGCCCACCACAACAUACACAGUGGGAUUAAUCCCACCCACAGUGGAUGCUGCUGAGGCAGACCAUCACCCCACCACUUCAUCAGCGCACACACUUGUUUAUAUCAAGUUUGGAAAAUGCUUGAGUUAAGCUGCUUGGCUCUAAGUCCUAGCCCCCUAAGGGUUUUUUUAAAACCCCUUAAUCCCAUCUCAAACAACCAGUACUGUGCUUCUUUCCUAGCCAUUUCUUCCCAUGUUGCAGUGGAAAGUAGAUUUAGCUGAAGACAGCUAGUCUUGGUUGAGAUCGAUUUGAUUUCCUGUCUGUCCAUGAUUCAUUAUUGUGACUAUUUGUUUCUGCUUGGAGCCCUGCCACCUCUGUAUUUCUCUUGUGUGCAUACUGGCACAGCUACGUUUGCUCUUGUUUGAUUUAUUUAAUUGUAACUUGGUGAAAUUUGGGUUUUUUUUCAUGUCGACCGUUGAAUAGGUAAAACGAUGUCGGUAGAGAGUGUACGUUACUUGUGGAAUGCCAAGAAAACCUUUUGUUUUUGUUUUUGCCCUGCUCUGUCUCUGUAAAAGAUAAAGUCAUGUGAAUAAAAUAUUUUGUGGUUGCCAUAAAAGUGUUUUUGUUUUGGUUUGUUUCUAUAUUUUUCCCCUUCUUGCCAUAAACAAUGGUCAGCAAAAUGAGUUCAGAGACUUCAAGACAAGUCUUGU